Molecule: messenger RNA, 2958 nt
Organism: Aedes aegypti (yellow fever mosquito)
Lineage: Eukaryota; Metazoa; Arthropoda; Insecta; Diptera; Culicidae
Product: canalicular multispecific organic anion transporter 2
Biological process (GO): transmembrane transport
Cellular component (GO): membrane
Molecular function (GO): ATP binding; ABC-type transporter activity; ATP hydrolysis activity
Source: RefSeq, a predicted model, not a curated record
AUGGCGACCUCUGGUUUGGGAACACCGUUGGAAACCCGUACAACAUGGGACGCAAGUCUCACAUGGCGACCGGAGGACCCGGACUUGACCUUCUGGUUCCAGCGCAUCAUUCUACAAUGGGUGCCCUGUUUCUUACUGUUUCUCUUCACAUUCUACGAGGUGUACGGUAUUGUAACCAGCAGAUACCGGGACAUCCCGUGGAAUUGGCUGAACAUCUCAAAAAUUGUCAUCACCUUCAUGCUGAUGACGCUCCGUGGAUUGACCAUGAUCGUUAACUACCACAACCAGCAGGAUGUGUUCGACGUGCAGAUAUUGGUGGCCGUUUUCAACGCUCUGGCUUAUAUAACGACCAUCGCCCUAUACUACUUUUUCCGGAAGUACGGUAUCCGAAGCGCGGGAACGAUCUUCAUCUUCUGGUUCCUGAAAGCCUUCCUCGACAUCAUCCAGAUGCGAACGGAAGCUAUGAAGCACGCCAAACGAGAAAACCCGAUCGGAUCCGGCAAAACGGUCAUCUUUGAUGAGUACCAAUUUGUCAGUUACACACUGCAAUACUCGCUGAUUUGCUUGAUAACGCUGUUGGAGAUCUUCCCUGAUCAAGCCCCACGCUAUACUGACUACCCCAAGCAGAAGAACUAAAGCCCCGAGUUGCGGUCCAGCUUCUUCAUCAAGCUGCUGUAUUUGUACUUCGAUCGGUUCACGUGGACCGGUUUCCGCAAGCCACUGACCGACGACGACAUGUACGAUCUGAACCCGCAGGACAUGUCCCGGGAGCUGGUGCCUCCGUUCGAUAAGUACUGGUAUGAGAGUGUCGAAAGUGGACGUCGGAAACAGAUGGCUACGGAUAAGAAGGCCGGCAAGGUGAACCCCGUCUACAAACCGAAUGCCGCCUCGAAUAGGUCGAUCCUUCCGGCGAUGGUCAAGGCGUACGGUGGGCCGUUCUGGUUCGCGGGGUUGCUCCAGAUCGGAAUCUCCGGACUGCCAUAUCUUAUGCAGGAGCUGAUGGGUAACAUCGCCAUGAAUGGACCUUUCUGGAUCGGAAUGACGAUAACGUUUGCUCUGUUCUUAAACUCGCUGUUGAUCGCACUGUUCAACGGUCAGUACUUCCGCAAGACGUUCCUUGUCGGUUUCCGCAUCCGAACGGGUUUGAUCAGUGCCAUCUAUCGGAAAGCCCUCCGCAUAUCGAGCUUCGCUAAGAAGGACACCACCGUGGGAGAAAUCGUGAACCUUAUGGCAGUCGACGCGCAGCGGUUCUUCGAAUUGACGUCCUACUUGUACGUUCUGUGGUCAGCUCCCAUCAUUAUCGGAGUUUGCAUCUUUUUUCUGUACGAGAUCCUCGGCCCGGCAGUGUUCGCUGGACUCGGAGUGAUGGUCUUUAUGAUUCCGAUCACCGGAGUCAUCGCUACUCGGCUACGUGAUCUCCAGGUGAAACAGAUUAACAUCAAGGACGAGCGUGUGAAGAAAAUGAACGAAAUCUUGAGCGGCAUGAAGGUGUUGAAGCUUUACGCUUGGGGGCCCAGUUUCCAGGAUGACAUAGUAGGCGUCCGGCACGGAGAAAUCGACAUUUUGCGAACCAUGGCCUACUAUGGGGCAGCGACUUUCUUAGUGUGGAGUAUGGCACCGUUCCUGGUGACGCUGGCUUUAUUCGCAGUGUACGUCAUGAUCGAUGAGAACAACGUACUCGAUCCGCAAACAGCCUUCGUUUCCCUAGCACUGUUCAACAUCCUACGCUUCCCGUUGGCUAUGUUCCCCAUGAUGAUCACGUUUGCCAUGCAGGCGUGGGUAUCGGUUCAGCGUAUCAACAAGUUCAUGAACAGUGAAGAACUGGACCCGACCAAUGUGACACACAACCGCAGCGAGGAUGCCCUCUCGAUCAAAGACGGAACAUUCUCGUGGGGUGACGAGACGCCAAUCUUAAAGAAUAUAAAUCUAGCGGUGAAGAAAGGCAAGCUGUCUGCGGUGGUCGGUAGUGUCGGCACGGGUAAGAGUUCUCUUAUAUCUGCGCUGCUUGGAGAAAUGGAGAAGAUCAAGGGUACGGUCAACACCGAUGGAUCGAUUGCCUUCGUUCCACAGCAGGCCUGGAUUCAGAACGCCACCUUGCGGGAGAAUAUUCUGUUCGGAAAAGCGUAUAAUGCGCAGAAAUAUGAUCGUGUCCUGGAAUGCUGUGCGCUGAAACCGGAUUUGGAGAUGCUUCCAGGUAGAGAUAAGACGGAGAUCGGUGAGAAGGGUAUUAACUUGUCCGGUGGACAGAAACAGCGAGUAGCCUUAGCUCAGGCCGUCUACGCAGAUGCAGAAAUCUACCUGUUCGACGAUCCGCUUAGCGCCGUAGAUGCUCACGUUGGCAAGCACAUCUUCGAAAAGGUUAUUGGACCUGAGGGUAUAUUGGUGGGACGAUCGCGACUUCUGGUAACCCAUGGUAUUUCGUUCCUACCAAGUGUGGAAGAAAUUUUCGUGGUGAAGGACGGUGAAAUAUCGGAAAGCGGAUCUUACCAACAGUUACUUGAUCAGAAGGGCGCUUUUGCCGAAUUCCUCAUGCAACACUUCCAAGAACUUGACGAAGAAGACGAGGAAAUUCAGAUUAUUCAGGAGAUUCUGAAGGAUGAAGUCUCUAGGAACAUCGUAAAACGAGCAAUGUCAACUCGAUCUCAGAGGUCUUCCGGUAGUGGUGGAAGUGCUGGUAGUGUUUGCCGGAAAACGAUGAGUCGACAAGAGUCUCGAAACAGCAACAAGCCAGUGGAAGCUCCAGCUGCCCCUGCCAAGGGUACGACUUUGAUCGAAAAGGAAGAAUCUGCAACGGGUGCCGAGUUGAACAUGGCUUUCUGGGCAAUAGGUUCAAGUGUCGUUAAUCAAGCUUCUGCCAGCUACGGCAACAUUUGGCUCACGGAUUGGUCCGAAGACCCGGAGGCAGCUACUAACACCUCCGUAAGAGACAUGUACCUUGGAGUGUAUGUAAGUUUUUGA